AUGAAGCCCCUCUCUCUUUCUCUCUCUCUCUCUCUCUCUCCCCUCUCUCUCUCUCUCUCGCUGCAUCUCACACUCACUUUCUUUUUUAUGAGCUUCACGGCUGACUCCUUCCCUCUUUCAUUCUUUCUUUCUUUCUUUCACCCUUCCCUCUUUCAUUCUUUCUUUCUUUCUUUCACCCUUCCUUUUUUCAUUCUUUCUUUCUUCAAUCCUUCUGUAUUUCAUUCUUUCGUUAUUCCAUCUUUCUUUUUUUCAUACUUUUUCUUCCAUCCUUUCUUUUUUCAUACUUUCUUUCUUCCAUCUUUAUUUAUUUCAUUCUUUCUUUCUUUCAACCUUCCCGCUAUCAUUCUUUCUUUCUUUCAUCCUCCCUCAUUUCAUUCUUUCUUUCUUCCAUCCUUCUCUCUUUCAUACUUUUUCUUCCAUCCUUUCGUCUUUCAUUCUUUCUUUCUUCCAUCUUUAUUUAUUUCAUUCUUUCUUUCUUCCAGCCUUCCCUCUUUCAUUCUUUCUUUCUUUCACCCUUCCUUCUUUCAUUCUUUCUUUCUUUCAUACUUUUUCUUCCAUCCUUUCUUAUUUCAUUCAUCCUUUCCUCCAUCUUUAUUUAUUUCAUUCUUUCUUUCUUCCAACCUUCCCGCUAGCAUUCUUUCUUUCUUUCAUCCUCCCUCAUUUCCUUCUUUCUUUCUUCCAUCCUUCUCUAUCUCAUUCUUUCUUUCUUACAUCCUUCUCUCUUUCAUACUUUUUCUUCCAUCCUUUCUUCUUUCAUUCUUUCUUUAUUUCAUCUUUAUUUCUUUCAUUCUUUCUUUCUUCCAGCCUUCCCUCUUUCAUUCUUUCUUUCUUUCUUUCAUCCUUCCUUCCUUCUUUCAUUUUUUCUUUCUUCUAUCCUUCUCUAUUUCAUUUUUCUUUCUUCCAUUCUUCUUUUUUUCAUACCUUUUCUUCCUUCCUUUUUUUCCUUCUUUCUUUCUUCCAUCUUUAUUUCUUUCAUUCUUUCUUUCUUUCGGCCUUCCCUCCUUCAUUCUUUCUUUCUUUCAUCCUUCCUUCUUUCGUUCUUUCUUUCUUCCAUCUUUCCGUAUUUCACUCUUUCUUUCUUCCAUCCUUCUCUUACAUUCUUUUUUUUUCUUCUAUCCUUCUUUCUAA
This is a messenger RNA of Acanthosepion pharaonis, 1128 nucleotides long. The record is from the annotation of a GenBank genome assembly. Lineage: Eukaryota; Metazoa; Mollusca; Cephalopoda; Sepiida; Sepiidae.